AGCAGGUUGUUAUUUAGAAUGCCCAAUGAGGGAGAGUACUGCUGUGGCAAUGAGUGUUGUGAACUCAUAGAAGGAAUAAGCGGCCAGACAUGGAUGUACAUAAGCGGUGGAGUAUCCGUCUUCUUCAUUAUCUUGAUCGUUAUAAUAUGCUGCCUUUGUGUGCGCAUGCGCAAAGUCAGAGAGGCGAAAGAAAACGCAAUGACACACGUCGUCAACCCAGUGCCCGAGGCUCAAAUAGAGACUGGCACAGGUCAAUCCAAAGUGAUAAACACCGUCCAACAGCAAAACCCUAGCGGCACCCCAGCAGAUCAACCAAUGAAAUCCUCCGCAUUAGGAACAAUGGUUCUUGUCAACUACGCGCUGGCGUCGAAACAUGAAAAUGUGACGAAGUAUAAAAGAGGUGGCACUGCUGGCCAAAACAUUGUUUACAAGCACUACCAAUCGUGAAUGUGUUUAUGUGUUGUUGAAAUGAUAUUAUUACACGAAACAUUG
Molecule: messenger RNA, 492 nt
Organism: Mya arenaria
Lineage: Eukaryota; Metazoa; Mollusca; Bivalvia; Myida; Myidae
Exons: 3
Coding region: 19-447 (142 amino acids)
Source: RefSeq, a predicted model, not a curated record